AUGAGUGAAGAAAACAGGGAUCUCGUACGUCUCGCAGGCGAAUAUGCCGACAGAGACAUCGAUCUUUACAAUCUCCUCGGUGUCGACGCGCUCACGGCAAAGGAAGACAUCCACCGCGCGUGGAGGAAGCGCUCCAUCAAGUACCACCCGGACAAGGCCCGCGAAAACUUUGACCCCGAGAAAUGGGAGCUCUUCGAGAAGGCGCGAGACAUCCUGUCGGACGCGAGCGCGCGCGCCGUGUACGACGGAGCCAGCAAGGCCAAGCUCCUGCGCAAGCAAGAGCGCGAGGCCAUGGACAAGGAGCGCAAGAAGUUUGCCGAUGAUCUCGAGGCGCGAGAAGACGCCGCCAGGAGGGCGAGGGAGGAGAAGCAGCAAAGGGACCGGGAGAUGCUGCAGAAGGAGAGGGAGAGACUGGCGGAGCAGCAGCAGUUGCGGGCCGAGGAGACGAGACGGCAGGCCGAGGCCGCGCAGGAGGUGGAGGACCUGGCCGAAGCUAGAAGGCGGCUGAAGGAGAAGAAGGACGAGAAGGCGAGGAAGAAGCAGGCCAAGGAGAGCAUGAAGGCAACUCUCGGGUCCGUCGGCAAACCCUCUGGCCCUGCGAAUGGGGUCGUCAACGUUCCGGGGGAUUAUGUUGCGGAUCUGGCUCUCAACAAGCAGUACUGGGAGCUGGUCUGCGACAAACUACGCGCUAUUCAGGCAGUCAGGAAUUUGCAGAAGGAAGACACGCCAGCAGAAAUUUUGCAAGAGGCAGAGAGGGUCGUUCAGGAGGUCCGGGGCAAGAUUCACGAGGCCGAGGCCAGGUAUCAGCGUGAAACGGCAACCACCUAA
Molecule: messenger RNA, 828 nt
Organism: Metarhizium robertsii ARSEF 23
Lineage: Eukaryota; Fungi; Ascomycota; Sordariomycetes; Hypocreales; Clavicipitaceae
Product: Heat shock protein DnaJ
Exons: 1
Coding region: 1-828 (275 amino acids)
Biological process (GO): spliceosomal complex disassembly
Cellular component (GO): spliceosomal complex
Source: RefSeq, a predicted model, not a curated record